Messenger RNA from Vespula vulgaris, 10564 nucleotides. RefSeq names its product protein enabled-like (gene ena). Bases 209 to 2659 code for a protein of 816 amino acids. The transcript is spliced from 9 exons. The record is from RefSeq and is a predicted model, not a curated record. NCBI's taxonomy places the organism in Eukaryota, Metazoa, Arthropoda, Insecta, Hymenoptera, Vespidae. Gene Ontology annotation, molecular function: SH3 domain binding.
GUAACGAAUCUCGAGAGUCGGCAAUAUGGCCGGCCAGAUGUGCAGUAGCAGGGUGUCACGGUGGUGUUAGUGCCGCGCGUUAUUUAUGUCGAACUACCGAAAGUCUUGUCCGAAUCUCGCGUGUUUUCAUGGGAUCGGUGAUAUACUUUGUAGAAGCAGGAAUAACGCUUGCACGAGGGCAUAGCACACGCUUCCCGGCCAAGCAAAUAUGAACGAAGUGAGCAUAUCAUCCGCUCGGGCGGCGGUGAUGGUCUACGACGACGUCAACAAAAAAUGGAUACCGAGUGGUACCUCGGCAGGACUUUCCAAGGUCCAGCUAUAUCACCAUCAGGUGAACAACACCUUCCGCGUCGUUGGGAGAAAGUUACAGGAUCACGAGAUCGUUAUCAAUUGCGCCAUCCUUAAAGGACUGAAAUAUAAUCAAGCAACGGUCACGUUCCAUCAAUGGAGAGACAACAAGCAGGUUUACGGACUGAAUUUUUCUAGUAAGGACGAUGCCGACGCUUUUGCGAGUGCUAUGCUUCAAGCUCUUGACGUGCUAAGCAACGGAAGCAACAUAUCAAGAAGUCUGGGUCCGGCAGUCGCACCGACGACUCAGCAGCAACCUGUUUAUCAGCAGCAGCAGCAGCAACUGCAACAGCAGCAACAACAGCAACAACAGCAGCAGCAACAACAGCAACAGUCGCAGCAACAACAACAGCCGCAGCAGCAGCUGGCGAACGCUCAAUACGAGGAGGACAUGGGAUACAGUCAAGGUCAUAGCGCGCGAGUCUCCUUGUCUUUGGGCCAUCUUCCUGCCGGGGGCCAAACGGGUCUCUCCGUCGGGCCCCCGACACCAACCCCCAGUCAUCAUCCAUCCGUUAGUAGCGCCGUCACCACCGUCAUUCAGGUGGGCUGUUCGCGUGGCUCACCGGCCGAGGGACUCACGAGGACUAUGACCAGAGAAGACGUGGCGAUCAUUCAGGAGCGCAGAAUGUCCCAACAGAGUCAAGCAACGAACAGUCCGAGCGCCAUUUCACCGAGCUGCCCGCCAACGACGCAACAGCAGCAGCAGCAGCAGCAGCAACAGCAGCAACAGCAACAAUCGGGUCAUCACAGAACGUCGUCCGCACCGCCGGCGCCGCAACCUCAACAGCAGCAACAGGCCGCUCAACAGCAGACGCAACCGCAACAGCAGCCGGCGAUUCAGGGGAUGCAAGGACCGAUAGUCUCUUCGACCGGUCCUUUAUCCGCUGGCGGAGGUGGACCUCCGGUACCACCGCCGCAACCACCCGCGGCGCCACCCGCUCCUCCGUGUCCGCCGUCUAUGAUAAACUUCAAUGCACCCGUACCGCCGCCCCCGAUGAUGAUAAAUCAGUACGCACAAUCGCCAUCCUCUCAAACGCAGGCUCAGUCGCAAUCGAUCUACGCGGCACAGAGUCAGGGUAAUCAGUACGGCGGAGGAGCGCCCGGUAACAAUCAGUAUUCGAAUCCCAACGUGACCGGAUCCGUCGUGGUCGUGGGUCAGAAUCCGAAUCAGUACGCGUCUGCCGGUCAGAACAGCUUUUACGGGAACAACGGACAGGGUAGUAACGUGUACGGUAGCGGUGGUCAGGCUGGUCAGACCAGUCAGAGCAAUCAGUAUGCUGUGGUCGGCGGUCAGGGCACGCAAUACGGUGCCGGUGGCGGUAGCGGGCCUAGCAAUCAGUACGCGAGCAACAGUUCGAUCGUUCAGUACGCCGGCGGUCCACCUUCGGCGGCUAGCCAAUACGCUGCCGCUGCCGCUGCCGCCGUGGUAGCUCAACAACAAGGCCAGACGCAGUACGGUGUCGUGUCGCAACCGCAGCCACCGUCUUACGUUACCGGACAAGUGCAGGCUGUCGCCAACGCGAAUCCUUAUGGUACCCCCUCGAAUUCGGUGAACCAGUAUGCCAGCGGAGGACACCACGCGGUCGCCGCUAGCGCUUACGCUCCACCGCCGCCCCCCAUGGUACCAUUGGCGGCUGGUCCCGCUGCCCCACCUCCGCCUCCACCCCCACCCGCGCCUAACGCAAGCAAUGCCUCGAAUCUUUCCGCUUCUUCUUCUUCUUCUUCCGCCGUCGUAUCCUCGUCCCCUUCGCCCUCCGUAACCACGAACAACGAUCCACCGCAACCGGAUGCCAAUUCUCUCGCUGCGGCCCUGCAGGCUGCCAGGCUCAAGAAAAAGCAGCAGCAAACGCAGCCCGUGGAAAAUAGCGGUUCGAGUACCAGCAGUAGCGGAAGCGGAGGAGGCGGUGGCAAUUACGGGACGUUGGGAAGAGGCGGAGGUGGCGGUAUGGCUUCUAUGAUGGACGAGAUGGCGAAAACGCUCGCACGUAGACGCGCUGCCGUUGAGAAGAAGCAACCUGAACAACCACCGGAACCCGAAAGUUCACCGGACAAGAAGUCUUGGGACAAGAGCAGUUCGUCGAACAAUAAAUUUUCCAACGGAGCCGAAUCACCAAAGUCGGUUCGAAAAAGGUUUGGCUCCGCUUCCGAGGACACGCUUCUCAAAGUCAAUGGCGUUAACGACGGUUCCUCCUUGACGGCGCAAGAAAUGGAGGCGUUUAAAGCAGAGAUAAUUAAGGAAGUGCGCAAGGAGUUUCAAAAGAUGAAGCAAGAAAUAAUCGAUGCGGUAAGAACAGAACUGAGUAGAAGGUAAAAGACGACGAACGAAACUAAUCCGCACGACUAAAAGGAUCUACGAAGACGGGACGAGGAGGAGGCAGUGAAGGAGAGAGAGAGAGAGAGAGAGAGAGAGAGAAUGAGAGAGAGAGAGAGAGAGAGAGAGAGAGAGAGAGAGAGAGAGAGAGAGAGAAACGAAAGAUUUGAUUAGAUGAUAGCUCGAUCGAAGCAUUAUCGACAUUCACACAUACAGGUUUUUAUUACAUAUUUGCGAGAACGCAGUGUAGUUAUACCAUGUAUAUCGAUCAUUUGUGUGUAAGUACGUUAUCCUAGCUUAGUAUCUUAAGUGAUCGUACACCUUGGUUACCUAUUUCGACAAAAAAAAAAAAAAAAAAAAAUAAUCGCGAAAUGCCGUUGGAUCAAUUGAGCCGCACAAUCGUUCGUAAUUGCAUAUGAUUUUAGAAUUUUUAUACGCACAUGAGGGCGAUCUACGUGUAUCGUUGAGUUAAAUACCGCGUUAAAACGAACAAUUAUUCACGCACAGUACAUUCAACGUAAAUUACGUUAACAUUGACGUGCAAAUACUAAACUAAAACGUUCGUAACGUAUUUACAUAAUCACGAUCAGUUAUGUAUGUAUAAGCAAUAGUUUUUCAAGCAAAGGUUUUUAUUUUUAUCGACUUUUAACAUCGAGGAUAUAAUGAAAUUGAAGAUUAGCUCAAUUGACGCAACGCGACGACGAUUCAUUAUCAUAUAUUUUUUAAUCUCAUAUGAUCAAGUAGGAUUUUUAAAGCAUUUUGUAAUAACGUUAAGACAGAUAGAAUAACGGUCCCGUUAUAAAGGAUAAAUGUACAGAAUUCAUUCACCAACGUCGUGGCACAUUUUACUCCUUGACAUGAUUGAAGAGAGAGAAAGAAAGAGAGAGAGAGAGCGAGAGAGAGAGAGAGAGAGAGAGAGAGAGAGAGAGAGAGAGAGAGAGAGAGAGAGAGAGAGAUAGAGAGCAUUUAGUUUCAUCUAGAUUUUCGCGUAAGUUUUGAAUGAAUCCAAUUGCAAAAAUACGUAUCUACGUCAGGACGAUACAUUCCAAACGCGAACAGAAGAUCGAAGCGAAGCACUCUUUUGUUUGUCGUUUUUUAUCUUUUUUAUUUUUCUAAUCAUCAUCAUCAUCAUCAUCAUCGUCGUCAUCGUCAUCGUCGUCAUCGUCAUCGUCAUCAUCAUCAUCAUCAUCAUUAUUAUUAUUAUUACUACUACUUCUUUUUUCUUUUUUAUAAAUUCAUAAAGCAUCGCGACACGGCCACGACUUUGGACAAUCAGAUUCGCAAUAUUUCCUACGUCUCAAACGCGAAUACAACGUAAAAUAAAUGCGUUAUUAUAAUAAUAAUAAUAAUAGAGAUGCUAGAACAGUGCUUUGCGCUUGUAACAUUGAUAAGAAUUUUCUUACGUUAUUUUUCAAAUAAUCUAUGCCGAGUCGUUUGGUAUAAGUAAUUUUUUGUUUAUUUUUUUGUUCUUUUUUUUUGUUUUUAUACACCGAUACGUUACAUUGUACACUGCGUGUCCUCGACGAUGGCAUUACCCAUCGGCUAUUGUAAAGGUGAUAAAAAGAAAAAAUUGUAAAAUGUUAAUGUAACAAGUCGCAUGAAAAACACAAAACGAUAACGUACCUUUUACACGCGUAUGUGUGUAUAUACGCUGAAUUAACACACACGCUCGCAUACACCACGUACACGAUCGUUCGAACAGUUUUACCAUUUCUCUAUUUCAGUCAUCAUCGGAUUAGCCGCAUUCGUAAAAGUUUUGUUUUUUUUUAUAUAUAUAUAUAAAGUGGCACGAUGACUUAACCCAAUCGAGAUUUUACCGAGCUAAAACUCUUUAUCCGAUUUAUCGACCUACAUAUAAAUACAUAAAUAACGAUAACACAUAUUCCAUUUGCCAGGUGCAUCCAAGAAAUUCCAUUUUAUACGAACGGUCAUAAAACUCGAUCAUCCAUAUAUUCUACGAUGAUAUCGCGUUGAAAGUCGCGAUGGGUUUUCCUUUUAAAGGCUGACGAGAAGACAGGAAUAAGUUUCGCGCAUACGUAAAACGAUUUCUCCUUUUCGAGGCUUCGCGCCGUGAAUUAUAACUAAUUAUAAUCUUCUCGUACGUAUUAUUGAUAAGUACUCAAAAUAAUCUAAGAAAUUCGAAAUUUUUCGAAUGUAUACCGGUUCGUCGAAACGAUUUCUAGUCUGUCGUCGGAAUGAAAAAAUAAUUUGAGAGAGAAAGCGAGAGAGCGAGAGUGUGUGUGAGAGAGAGAGAAAGAGAGAAAGAGAGAGAGAGAGAGAGAGAGAGAGAGAGAGGCGGCAUUAUCAUUUUUUUCUUCGGUGUUUCAAACGUGCCGAAAAUAUCGAUGGAAGAGUCAAGAAAGAAGAAAAACAAAAACGAAAGAAAAGGAACAACGUAGAAAUAGAAAGAAGAGGAAAAGAAUGAAAAUUACGAACGAACAAUGGAAGACAAAAAUAAUUAUCAGCGAUCGCCCGUGGCAAUGCAUUUUCUUUUUUAUAAGGAUAAUCGCGACGUCCUCUUAUAAUUUUAUAUAUAUCUCUUUUUUAUAUAUUUUAUAUAUAUACACAUACACGCACACACGUAUACACACAUAUCGAUACGACAUCGAUGAUACUAACGCUACUUUUCGUAACGCACCAUUAGAACGGCUAAGCUUUUUUAAACAUUUUCGAUUCGACUUUUCAUAGAAAUGAGAGAUGAAAAGUCGUAUUAAUUUUUAAUUUUUUUCUUCUCAUUGAGAAGAAACGAAUGAUUAAUAAUAGAAACGGUGAGAUAGAGAUAGAGAGACGGAGAGACGGUGAUACGCGGAGAAGGGAGGGGGAUAAAAAGCGUAACUAAGGAAAGGAGAAAGCAAAAUUGAAAGAAGAAAAAAAAAGAAAAGAAAAGGUCGCGCGUGUGUGAACACGUGAUAUGCAAUUGAUACGCAAUUAUUAAAAUAUGCAAUUAGAUACGCGCCAGGCACGCGUACGUACGUUAUUGUACACGGAUCGGUAUUUUUUAUCUAUAUAUUUUUUUAAAGUAAUUUCUACUAUCGUUUUCUUACCUUUGUAAAUAUAAAUUAUCAUCGCGCAUGGUUCUUCCAACAUAAUAUAUAUUUAUUUUUUACUUUCUUUACGGUAAACGUAGAGAGAGAGGGAGAGGAGGCGGGAUGGAGUGAGAGGGAGAGGGAAAGGAAGAGAGAAGGAGAGAGCAUGUUUAUUGUACGUAAGCGAACGAAAGACGGAGUUAGUGAGACGCACGUUGCUGAAGUCAAAGGAAGGUCUCUAUCUUCUUUAUGCAUAUAUAUAUAUAUAUAUAUAUAUAUAUAUAUAUAUAUAAAUACAUACAUACAUACAUACAUACGUAUACAUACGUGCAUAGCAUAUGUAAUUUUGUUCUUUUCUUUUUCAAUUACAAUCAUCUUUUUCUAAAUUUUUACUCGAGCUCGCUUUCUUCUUUAUCGCAUAACACGAGUACACACACGCAUGAUACAAGACCCUAAGAGGAACAAAUACGAAGGACAUGGGCACACACGCAUACAUACAUUAUGCACGCAUGCCAUUCCAAUUCGAUUAUUCGACGUUCCUGACUCGCACUCAGGGGAGAAUUCUUUAAAGUUCAUAGGACUAAUUGCAAUAUCUGUUAUCUCUUGAUUAUUAAGGAAAGGGAGGAGAGACACUCUUUCUCUCUCUAUCUCGUCAUUUAUCUUUUUUAUAUUCUUUGUGAAGGACGCUCUCGAACGUAGGAGAGACAUUCGCAUUCUUAUGUCUCGAGUAUGGUGUUCCUUUUUCUUUGUACUAUUUUUUUCUCUGUUCUCUUUCCCCACCCCUAUCUCUCCAUUUUUUCUUUCGUCUAGUAGUAAUAGUAAUAACAACAACAACAACAAUAAUAAUUGUUAUAAUAACAGUAAUGAUAUAAUAAUAAAAAUAAUAAUAACAAGAAUAAUAAUUAUAAUAUUAUAAUAAUAAUAAUAAUAAUAAUAAUAAUAAUAAUAAUAAUAAUAAUAAUAAUAAUAAUAAUAGUUACUCACGCUUUUUUGGAGGUUCAUCCCUUGAUCGGAGUUAUUACUCGAGAGAGAGAGAGAGAGAGAGAGAGAGUGACAGAGAAAAAAAAACUACCAAGUACCUAAAGCAUUCAUUGUUGUCGUUUCGUAGGAGUGCAUAAGAAAAUAAAAAAGAAAGAAGGGGAAAAAAUAUAAUGACGCAAGUUCCUCCAAGGAUCUACCGAUUUCUCGUACGGACGUUCGGGACUAUUACGCGUUGUGAAAUAAUUAAUUAAUCAUCGAGUUUCGAUGAUUCGAAUCGAGUUUUCAUAUGGCGGAACGCGUCGUAAGAAAUCGCGAGAACGGGAGGGAUGGUUCCUUGAUGCCUUUGCAAUAGUUUUUCGAAUAGUGCUCGGUAUAUUCACUGAAACGCAUUAUAUCAUAGAUAUUAAGUGUGACCGUUAUAAAAGGGUUAAAACUUUGUAUAAACAUUUAACGAGUAAAGGAAAACAUGCAAGAAAGAAAGAAGAAAAAAUGAACAAAGAAAUAAAUAAAGAAAGAAAAGGAGCAACGUGCGCACGCUUUUUAAGAAUGUAGAAUACUUCUCACCGAAGUAGAAUCGUGUUGUUUCGCAGUAAGAAACUUGGAGGGGCGAAGAAGCAUAGGGGAGGGGGAAAUAUGAAGAAAAAAAGAGAGAGAGAGAGAGAAAAUAAAUAAAUAAAUAAAUUCGAUUAAAGAAAGAGAAAUUUUGGUUGGUAUCAUCGAACUCGUUCGGUAACAGAUUGCUUUUGAUUUUUUCUUUUCUUCUUCUUUUUUUCAUUUUCCUUUUCCUUCUUCUCUUUUUAUUUUCUCUUUUAUUUUUCUCCUGACGUUCGAGAUCGUGAACGAAGAAUUCGAAACGGCGAUCGUGCCUCGUUACUUCCGACCUUGAUAACCGACGAUAAACGAAGCUGUCAAAUAUACAUAUAUAUAUAUGUAUGUAUGUAUGUAUGUGUAUAUGUAUGUAUGCAUGUAUGUAUGUAUUUGCGUGUGCGUUGUACCCUAAAAUGAAUCGUCGAAACUAUCGGUGAUAGUAGUAUCGGCAUACGCGCGAUCGGGAUCUCGAUCUAAUACUUUUAUCUAAAAGCUUUAAAUCUGGAUCGACUUGGCCUGAAGUAGAACAACGAUCCUUGUAUAAUAAUCGCAACGAGACACGAUCGUUCGACCUUUGUUCGAAAAGUUGCGAUAAUAUGUUACAUCUUAACUAUAUAGAAAAUGAAAGCAAGCAAGAGAGAGAGAGAGAGAGAGAGAGAGAGAAAGAGAAAGUUAGAAUACGGGAAAGAAUGAAAGUGUGACGAGUAAAAGAGAGAGAGAAAGAAUGCGAGUGAACGUGCGAAUGAAAGAGAGAGGGUCGAAUUAAAAAGAAACGGCUGUUUGUAAUGUGCUCUUCGGAAAGCGGCGAUCUCUUUUCCUUUUUUUUUUUAGCGGGAUCUUAUCGUCGAAAGAAGGAAAUAAAAGGAAGUUGAAGAAAAAAGAAAAAUACAAAAAAUAAGAGAGAAAAUUGCUGCAAAUCUGUUACGCGAAUAAAACAGCUGCGGCACUCGCAAUUACCUUUUUUAGUAUUAGAAUGCAUUUAUAUAUACACACGGAUACACAUACACAUACACACACAUGCAUACGUACAUACAUGUGUAUAUAUAUAUAUGUGUAUGUAUGUAUGUAUGCAUAUAUAUGAUAGAUACUAUAAUUUUACUAUGGUAGUCCUAACGAGAGUAUUAAGAGUGUUUGUUAUAAUUAAAAAAUUAUUUAAGGAUCGAGCGAGAUGUACGAGAGAGGUCAAAAUAAAACUAAAAAGAUAUAAAAAAAAAAAAAUAUAAGAAAAAGAAACAGAAAAAAUAUUAAAGAAUGAGAGAAAGAAAGGAAUAAGAACGAGGAGAGAUGAUAAUAGGCGUACGCGUCCGUGAUGAAUAUAAUCGAUGAGAGAAACGAGGAGAGAAAAAAAGAUAUAGUAACCGAGGCCAUUUAUAAACACUGUGUAUUGUAAUUACUGUGCUACCAUUGAAAUAUAUAAAGGAUUAAGAACCAGACGCUUUUUCGGACGCUCGCGAUCGUCGACGCGAACAGAAGGAAGAAAGAACUAAUCCCCUCAUUUUUCUGACGCCGUCGUCCAAGUUUACCUUUUCCCCGUGAAUCCGGUUUUUUAUAUUUCUAGAAGAUAUCUAAUGAUUUUGUAUAUAAUCGAUUCGUGCAACUAACUAUAUAAUAACCUUUGUCGUCGAUCGCGAGCGUUUUGUUUCAUCAAGAAAUUCGUAUAAAUACUUAUUCUUAAGCGGAGGAAGCAUUUAAAGAAGGAAAAAAGAAAGAAAGGGAAAAAAAAAUAAUAAUAAUAAAUAUAAUAAUAAUAAUAAUAAUAAGUUUUACUUAUGUGAUGAUCAAAGAUUAACUUGUUAAGCGUUUAUACAUUAAGCCAAAUGGGGGAUACGACUUUGCUCGGAAGAGAAAAUCAACGUCUUUUUGAAAAUUCGAUAAACGAGAUGAACGAAUGAGAGUGGAAAAAAAGAAUGAAAAAAGAAAAGAAAAAGAGAAUAGUCCUUAAGUUUUAUGUCUCUCUUUCUCUGCCGGAGCAAUAUCGAUCCCACGAUGAUAGAAAGCAGAUUCCAACGUAUGGAAUUCGCUCUUCGACAUAAAAUCCGAAAUUUUGCGUCGAGUCAGGAUACAUAUAUAAUAAGAAAGUCACUUCAGAAAAUCGUUGCACAUCGAGACGUAUCGUUGUACUCUCUCUCUCUCUCUCUCUUUCUCUCUCUCUCUCUCUCUCUCUCUCUCUCUCUCCUAAACAUUUUUUAAAUAAGACUACUGGUGAUAUGAUACAUUGUUCUCAAUUAACUUUUAAACAAACUAUACGUUUACGUAAAACUCCAAUGAUCGACUGCCAAAAAAAAAAAAGAAGAAAAAAGAAAAGAAAAAAAAAUAUAGAAGAAAACUCGUUCGAACGGUUCUUUUCUGCACGAAUACGAGCGAUUGUAAACGAUAUCGUCGAACUUAACUAAGGAUAAUUGUUAUUAACGAAGAGGACGAAGAUGAAGAGGAGAACGAGAACGAGGACGAGGACGAUGAGAGAAGAAGGAAGAAAGGAAGAGAAAAGGUUCUCACAACUAUACAAUAAUUUAUAGAAUACGAGAGGCUGGCUAAUUUAAAUAAGCCAACGUGCUUACGAAAAAGUGCGAUUAUUAUAAUCCAUUUGGACUCGUCGCGCUUGUUUCUUCCGUGAACAAACAAACGUUAAUCCUCGAUCAGAUAAAUCCCCGAUAUCCUUUCAUCAACGAUAUACAACUUAUAUUCCUACGGAUCACCGGCAACGUCCACCAUCGGCAAUUGGUGAGACCGUAUUCCUAUUCGUUGUUGAUCCGUAUGUUGACAGGAUUAUCAUUAUCAUUAUCAUUAUCAUUAUUAUUAUUAUCAUUAUUAUUAUUAUUAUUAUUAUUAUUAUCAUUAUUAUUAUUAUUACUAUUAUUAUUAUUAUUAUUAUUAUUAUUAUUAUAAAAGUAAUAAGAGACAGGAAGCUUCAUUUUAUAACGUAUCACGUAUUAUUAACGAAAGACGGGGGCCGAAUCGAAGCGGAGUUCGACGAUGAGGAAGAAAAAAAAAGAAAAUUAAAAAAGGGGGGAAAGCUUGGGGGAAGGGAGGAAGGGUGAACAAAAUGGGAGUUUUAUGUAUUCGAAGAGAGAAGGAGGGAGGGGGGUUGAACAAAUUUGUAUCAAACGCCGUUUAACCGUGCUGGUUAAAGCGGUAAGAGAGGAGAGAGAAAAAAGAAAAAGAAUUUAAAAAAAAAAAAAAUAAAAGAACAAGAAAUGGCGCGAAUUAAAGCGAGCACUGAAUAUCGGCGACUACUUCGUUUCUUAAGACGUAUCUUGAAAAUAUUUGUAUGUAAAUGAAUGACAAAAUAAUAAAAAGUAUACGCUGUAAA